This is a messenger RNA of Melanotaenia boesemani (Boeseman's rainbowfish), 2346 nucleotides long. It is a transcript of the gene klhl41a, whose product is annotated as kelch-like family member 41a. NCBI's taxonomy places the organism in Eukaryota, Metazoa, Chordata, Actinopteri, Atheriniformes, Melanotaeniidae. The record is from RefSeq and is a predicted model, not a curated record. The transcript has 6 exons. The coding region runs from base 68 to 1864 and encodes 598 amino acids. Gene Ontology annotation, molecular function: protein binding.
AUAGUUCUCUGUCUUCAGUAGCUAGGGAAAUCUAAUCCUUCUUCAGUCUGCUUCCUGUCCUAAAAGAAUGGAUCCCCAAGGCUUGAGGGAAGACCUCCGUCUGUUUCAGAGCACUUUAUUACAGGACGGGCUCAAAGAGCUUUUGAAUGAGAAUAAGUUAAUUGAUUGUAUCCUAAAGGUUGGAGACAGAAGCAUCCCCUGCCAUCGGCUUAUUCUGGCAGCAUGCAGUCCAUUUUUCCGGGAGCUCUUCUUCUCAGAAGAUGGCAAAGAAGCGGACAGAAAGGAUGUCGUUCUGGAAAAUCUUGACCCCAAUACAAUGGAGGUGGUUGUAAAUUACAUGUAUUCAGCUGAGAUUGAUAUAAAUGAUAACAAUGUGCAGGAUAUUUUGGCUGUUGCCAAUCGCUUCCAGAUCCCCUCAGUGUUCACAGUUUGUGUGAAUUAUCUCCAGAAGAAGCUGACCAUGAAAAGCUGCCUUGCAAUCUACAGACUGGGACUGAUGCUAAACUGUGCCAGACUGGCAAUGGCAGCUAGAGAUUACAUUGCAGAUCGCUUUGAGACUAUAGCCAAGGAUGAUGAUUUCUUAGAGCUUGCGCCACCUGAAUUCUUUGCCAUUAUUGGGGCUGAUGCGUUGAAUGUUGAAAAAGAAGAGAUAGUUUUUGAAUCUCUCAUGAAGUGGAUCAGAAAAGACAAGGACAAGCGCGUGAAAUCCUUGGAUGAGGCCUUUGAGUACAUUCGUUUCCGUCUGCUCCCAGAGAAGUAUUUCAAGGAAAAGGUGGAGAAAGAUGACCUGAUCAAAGCUGAUCCUGAGCUUCUCAAAAAGAUCAAGGUCAUCAAAGAAGCAUUUGCAGGGAAGCUGCCUGAGAAGACAAAGGGACAAGAUGACCCAGAGGGAGAGCAGGGCAAGUUACCUGGUUAUCUGAAUGAUAACCGCAGAUAUGGCAUGUUUGCCAAAGACAUGAUUCUCAUGAUUAAUGACACCGCUGCUGUGGCUUAUGAUGGUCAGGAGAAUGAAUGUUUUCUUGGGGCGAUGGCUGAGCAAAUUCCCCGAAACCAUGUCAGCAUGUCAUCAAAGAAGAACAAUCUGUAUGUGUUGGGAGGAUUGUUUGUGGAUGAAGAGGAUAAAGACAACCCAAUGCAGUGCUACUUCUACCAGUUGGACUGUCUUGCUGCUGAAUGGAUAGCUCUACCACCCAUGCCUUCCCCCAGGUGUCUCUUUGCUUUGGGCGAAUUUGAAAAUCUCAUCUUUGCUGUAGCAGGAAAAGAUUUACAGACCAACGAGUCUCACGACACUGUCAUGUGCUAUGACACAGAAAAAAUGAAGUGGGCAGAAACAAAAAAGUUGCCUGUGAAAAUCCACGGCCACUGUGUGGUCUCUGAGAAUGGACUGAUCUAUUGCAUUGGAGGAAAGACAGAUGAUAAUAAAGCAACCAAUAAGAUGUUUGCAUACAACCACAAGAGGGCAGAAUGGAAGGAGGUGGCUUCCAUGAAGACUCCCAGAUCCAUGUUUGGCGCAGUUAUCCACAAAGGGAGGAUUAUUGUUGCUGGAGGAGUCAAUGAAGAUGGCUUGACAGCUGCUUGUGAAGUCUAUGACUUUGGGACUAACAAGUGGUCACCUUUUACAGAAUUUCCCCAAGAAAGGAGUUCAAUGAACCUGGUCAGCUGUGGAGGACUGCUGUACGCUAUAGGAGGCUUUGCAAUGGUGGAGAAUGACAACAAAGAGUGUGCACCCACUGAAGUCAUUGACAUUUGGCAGUAUGAAGGUGACACCAAACAGUGGACUGGCAUGAUCAGAGAGAUGCGCUAUGCAGCUGGAGCCUCCUGUGUCUCAAUGCGUCUGAAUACAGCCAAAAUGCCCAAACUGUAACGAGGGAGCUUUCUAUUACUGCUGCAGGACAGAGGAUCAUGUUAAUGUUCUUAGAAGUUAAUUCUUGUCUUCUAUCAUUUUUGACUGAUAUACUUUAGGUUUUAGUUACAAUAAAUUAUAUUGUGUUUUUAUAAUGCCUUUCUUUUUUCGUCAUGUCAACAAGCAUUGGAUGAAUGGCAGAGUAUUUGCAAUGUAGUGGUCAUAGUGAAUAUGCAGCCUUGAACAGGUGUGUUUUGAGUCUGGGUUUGAAGAUGGCAAGAGUGUAAGAGCUCUGGAUGAGAGUUCAGGAGCUGGGAGCAGAGCAGCUGACGGCUUUGCUCCUCAUGGUGUCGAGGCAGGCCAGGGCACAGUUUGGUGUAUGGAGGAGGAGGAUCUGAGGGAACAUAUUUAAUGUGUGGGUUUCUAAUAAUGGACCGAACGUAGGCCAAAUAAACACUUUAUAGACAAUACUGGGUUUUUUUUCUACAUGAACAGUGACAGAU